UUUUCAAAAUAUUUGUCUUUAGAUGAGCUCCCUCUGGAACAGCACAACCUUUCUUUAUCCUCCUUGGAGUUCAUGCCAAGGGAAAGCACCGUGCACAGCACUGCACACGUGGCCUUAACGGAAACCGCUCCAGGGUCCCAGCAAAGCAGUUCUCUCCACGUCAGAUCAUCUCCAUCCCCCAGUACUUUUGAUACGAACUUUUUUAACCAAGGAAAAUGGACCCAAAGUACAGCAGAUCACAGCAUCUUUGUGGCAAAUUAUGUGUCAGUGACGAGCAACGAGGUCAUAGAUGAUGAUGAAAUGGAUAACUUUUUGCCAGAGACUUCCUGGACCACUUCCCGUGCGGUUUCUCCCAUACGAUACGUCACACUCAGUCUGCCAGGGCUGCUCAAAGAAACCUUAGACUCCGUGCCAACUCCAUCGUUACCCAUCAUUUCUUUACAAGAUGAGGAAGUGACAUCAGCCUGGCAAAACACAGUGCAACAACCAACAAUGUCUGCUGAAUCCCCCAAUCAUUUCAGUGCUUUUCGGUCAGCUUUUCCCACUUCCAAGGGCAUAAUUCCAACUCCUAGUAGGAACUUGGUGUUUUAUCCUACUGAUACUUACGGGCACGUUUCAAGUAGGACUUUGCCGGAGAUUACGGCUUCAGGAGCAGAGGGCACAGAAACCCUCCUUCUCAGCUCGCAGUAUUCCGAGCCUCGACCACCACGUGAUGGCGUCACUCGGCAGCCUCCUCCCCCGUCAGGGCAGGUCUCACCGCCUCCAGAGGAUGCUCUGGCUGCAGGUACAGACAGAUACUCUGACGUGACUACUGCUUUGGGUCGAAGUCUGGAUGAAACGGUCUCUCCAGGCACACACCGCUCUGCAGCUCUGUCCCAGAUGGCCCUUGCCUUUGGCAGCAGCAGUGCACAUUUGGCUCUGUUUUCAACUCCUCUUGCGUCUGGAUUGUUCUCUACUCAAUCAGCCGGCGUUUCAUAUAACCCCUGUCUUCCCGUCAGCUCCAGUGAGGCAUCAGAAUUGCCUGGCCAUUCAGUGGUCCCAAGUCGUGCGGGUGACACUCACGUCUGGAGCCCAGUGUCUUCGUUCAGACCGUACACGUGGUGCGUGUCCUGCACUGCGGUGUCGCCUCGGUACGUGCUGUCAACGAGCCUCACGGAGAAGGACGUGGGCUCGGGGGAUGGUGCUGAGACCCUGUCCCUGACCCUCUCAGAAGUGAUCAGCGUCUCUCCACUGAGCAGCGUCACAGUGGACUUCUCUGAAUUUGACGAAGGCCCCCAAGAAUUUCAUACACUUUUCCCCUCAAGACCGAUGGUUCCCCUCUCUUCUCCAUCUGUGGAAAUCUCAGCAACGAGCGUCGGUAUUUCAGCUGAGGGGGAAAUGCAUAGUGUUAUGACCGCACAAGUGUACCCUCCCCAAGGCCACCUCUCUGUGCCUGUGUCACUUGACGCUGCUGCUUUUCGCUCCUCCUCUGUCGCCGAGACUCAAGUAAUGCCAUCCAGCGUGACAGCCGUGCUUUCCUCGGUCACCCCAGGUGCUCUCCUUGACUCUUCUUUCCCCAUCACAGCAAACAGAAACACACCAUCGCUUGCUGUCAGAGGCCCAGGUCUUCUUACGUCUUACAGUUUGGACCUGUCGGCACAGCCUUCGCUUUUCCCUGACCGAGAACCUGCCAGUUUUUCCCAGCGUGAAAGUGCAAGUAUUUGGGAGUUUACAUCCAGCUUUUUCUCCACUCCACCACUGGAAUUCAGCAGCUGGGUCUCUCCAUCUUCAGAAGUACUUGCUUCUCCGUCUCCGAGGUCAAGUGAUCUGUCCACCUUCAUUUCUCAGGCAUUUUCUACCUUGGUUGAGACACUUCCGUUGACCAACUCUGUCAAUUCUCGGUCACCUCAGCUUUCUGUUCCCAAUUCCACGAACCUUGAAUUUUCUCAGCUCUGGCCAAGCUCAGACCUUCUUUUAAGCACCUUCACUUUUCUCCCUAGUUACUCUGAAAUGUCACUACUCUCCAGCUUUCCCUCCAGUUCUCCAAAGUUUUCUAAAGCACCCACAGUGUCACUCACAGAUGCCGAAGCUCCUUUUACCUCAGCUUUCACUGCAGCUACCUCCUAUUUUGAGUUUUCACUCAUGUCCCAUGAAUCUGCAGUCCCCACACUGGUGCCCUCCAGUUCUGAGCCCAUUUUGACUGCUGAAACUCACUUAACAUCACUUUUGACUGCGGUUCCUACUACACCCGUUUUAACUGAAUCUUCUGUCUUUUCAACCCUGACACCUUCUGAUGGUGGUAUCAGCGCUAUGAACGAUCCCACGUCCGUCUCACCCUCUUUCUCUGAAGUCAUCCCUGUCACCACCGUGGUGGCCAGCACUGGGUACCUGCCAUCAGCAUCCUCGUUUCUUCCUGAGGUGAUCCGCUCGCCUCUGCCUACAGAGCCGGAUGGUACGCGUGGCCCAUCAUUCACACCCACAGAUUUACCGAGGAACACCUCCACUGAACUGAGCACAUCUGACACCAGUGCUGCCCCUGACAAUUCUGUCCACACCACCCUGAACAGCAGAACCGUGAGUCAGAAUCGCCAUGAGGGCGGCACGGUUCUCCCCCCGCCAUCCCUUCAUCCCGCGACCACCCCCGCUUCCGAAGCGACGGUUCAUACUCCAGCGCUGGUCACCACCAAGUCGCCAUAUGUGUGUGAUAUUACGGUUCCCGAUGCCUAUUUGAUCACAACUGUGCUGGCCCGCAGAGCUGUGCAGGAGUACAUCAUUAUGUCCAUCAAAGAGGUGUUGAGGAGCCACUUCAACCGUGUGGUGGAGCUCAAGGUUUAUGAACUGUUCGCUGACUUCACUUUUCUGGUAACAUCUGGUCCCUUCGUUUACACAGCAAUAUCAGUCAUAAAUGUACUUAUAAAUAGUAAACUUGUUCGUGACCAGACUCCUUUAAUCUUGGCUGUGAAACCCUCCUUCCUUAUGCCAGAGUCCAGGUUCCAAGUUCAAACGGUACUGCAAUUUGUGCCUCAGAGUGUGGAUACGGGCUUCUGCAACUUCACCCAGCGCAUCGAGAAAGGCCUGAUGAUAGCUCUCUCUGAAGUGAGAAAACACCACCAGGGGACGUAUAACCUCACGGUGCAGAUCUUGAAUAUCACCGUGGGGUCUUCAAGGCUGGCUCCUCGCCGGGGCCCAGUGAACAUCGUCUUUGCUGUCAGAGGCUCGCAGGGGUUUCUGAAUGGGUCUGAAGUGAGCGAAAUGCUAAGGAACUUGAGCGUGGUGGAGUUCAGUUUCUACCUGGGAUACCCAGUGCUGCAGAUUGCCGAACCCUUCCAGUACCCGCAGCUUAACUUAUCGCAGUUGUUGAAGUCCUCUUGGGUAAGAACAGUCCUCCUGGGUGUUGUCGAGAAGCAGCUCCAGAAUGAAGUGUUUCAAGCUGAGAUGGAGCGCAAACUGGCCCAGCUGCUCAGCGAAGUUUCCACCAGAAGGCGGAUGUGGAGAAGGGCUACCAUCGCUGCUGGGAACAGCCUGGUACAGGUGGUAAAUGUGUCAAGGCUCGAGGGAGAUGAUAAUCCCGUGCAGCUCAUCUACUUUGUGGAAGAUCAAGAUGGAGAAAGACUCAGUGCAGUCAAGUCUUCAGAUCUGAUUAACAAGAUAGAUAUCCAGAGAGCAGCCAUCAUCUUGGGUUACCGAAUUCAAGGAGCUGUUGCCCAACCUGUGGACAGGGUGAAGAGGCCGUCCCCUGAGUCCCAGAGCAGCAACCUCUGGGUCAUCGUGGGCGUGGUCGUGCCGGUGCUGGUGGUGAUAGUGAUUGUCAUCAUCCUCUACUGGAAACUCUGCCGCACGGACAAAUUGGACUUUCAGCCUGACACCAUGGCCAACAUUCAGCAGCGUCAGAAGUUGCAGAUCCCUAGUGUGAAGGGCUUCGACUUUGCUAAGCAGCAUCUGGGUCAGCACAAUAAAGAUGAUAUACUGAUCAUUCAUGAGCCAGCACCGCUGCCAGGACCUGUGAAGGACCACACCACGCCCUCUGAGAAUGGAGAUGUGCCGAGCCCCAAGGCAAAGAUCCCUUCCAAGAACGUCCGUCACAGAGGAAGAGUUUCUCCCUCAGAUGCUGACUCUACAGUAAGUGAAGAGUCCAGUGAGAGGGAAGCAGGGGACAAGACUCCAGGAGCGGUGACCGAUGGCAAGUCCCACAGAGCCCUACAGAGUGGGGCAGCACCCAGCUCGGGGAAUGAGCAGCAUUCGUCAGCCUCCAUCUUCGAGCACGUGGACAGGAUCUCCCGCUCCUCGGAGGCCAGUCGGCGGGUCCCCAAUAAGAUUCAGCUGAUCGCCAUGCAGCCCAUCCCAGCACCUCCAGUUCCGCACCCCAUACUGGCCGACCGAGUGGCAGAAACCAACAAAAUUAACAAAGAGAUCCAGACAGCGCUGCGGCAUAAGUCGGAGAUCGAGCACCAUCGGAACAAGAUCCGGCUCCGCGCCAAGCGCCGUGGGCACUACGAGUUCCCGGUGCUGGACGAGCUGUCGUCGGGAGACACGCGGGAGCGGCACCGCGUGUACCGCAGGGCGCAGAUGCAGAUCGACAAGAUCCUGGACCCCACGGCCAGCGUGCCCUCCGUGUUCAUAGAGCCCAGGAAGAGCUCCAGGAUAAAACGUUCUCCUAAACCACGCCGGAAACAUCAGGUCAAUGGCUGCCCCGGAGAUGCUGAGAAGGACAGACUUAUCACCACAGACAGCGACGGCACUUACAAACGGCCCCCUGGUGUCCACAACUCUGCCUAUAUUGGUUGCCCGUCUGAUCCCGACCUCCCAGCAGAUGUGCAGACACCGUCUUCAGCUGAGCUGGGGAGGUAUCCAGGCCUGCCCUUCCCGGCCUCCCAGUACGUCCCACCCCAGCCGUCCAUCGAGGAGGCGCGGCAGACCAUGCACUCCCUCCUGGAUGAUGCUUUUGCCCUCGUGGCCCCCAGCAGCCAGCCCCCUAGCACUGCGGCUGCAGGCCCUGGCGUCCCAGCCGGCCUGCCUGUGAACAGCACCCCUUCCCGGGAAGAGAGACGAGCCACCCAGUGGGGGUCCUUCUACAGCCCAGCCCAGACGGCCAACAACCCAUGCAGUAGAUAUGAAGACUAUGGAAUGGCUCCCCCAUCAGGCCCAUUACCAAGACCAGGUUUUGGCCCCGGUUUGCUGCAGUCUGCGGAGCUGGUGCCUGCCGAGCCCCAGCAGCCCCAGGCCUCGUCCGAAGCCACCUCGUUUGCUGCCCGAGGGAUCUACUCUGAGGAGGUGCCAUCGGUGGCCCGGCCUCGGCCUGUCGGGGGCACCACAGGCUCCCAGAUCCAGCACCUGACACAGGUGGGAAUUGCCAGCAGAAUUGGAGCUCAGCCAGUGGAAAUCCAACCAGGCAGAGGCAGCCAGUAUGGGGGACCAGGCUGGCCUUCGUACGGGGAGGAUGAAGCCGGCCGGAGAGAGGCUACACACGUGCUCGGACAUCAGGAGUAUUCGUCACCGCUGUUCCAGGUGCCAAGGACUUCAGGGCGGGAGCCCUCGGCUCCUGCUGGGAACCUCCCGCACAGGGGGCUGCCGAGCGCCGGGCUGGCCUACCCUACCAGCUCCACGGAAGACCUCCAGCCCGGCCACUCCUCAGCCUCUCUCAUCAAAGCUAUCCGCGAGGAGCUCCUCCGGCUCUCCCAGAAGCAGACCACCGUGCAGAACUUCCACAGCUGAUUGGCCUCACCUUGCAGAUUUGCCAAGUAUCCGCUUCCCGUGGAAGCAAGACUAAAAGGAAAUCAACUGAGCAGGUGUUUGUAAGAGGACAAGCAUCUCCUGGGCUAAGGGCCCAAGUAAGGGAACAAGUUGCAAUUUUAAAAGAUGCCAUAAGUCACAUGACAGCUCAUGAUGCUUUUAAUACGUUGGCAAUUUUGUGACCACCUGGGUUCAGUUGAAAUUUAUGUACUUUUGGCCAAAAGCCAGCAGCACUUCACGAAAGACCAUCCACGAUUCUAAGCUAAUGAAAUUACUAAGUUAGUCUCUUUUUUAAAGGUGAAAGGUGAAAAUGUGUAGAUGGUGUAGGGAUUAAAGGAAUCUAGUAUUUCCGUGGGAAGAUGUGAUUCAGACUGGUUUGUACAAUGAACCUGCUGCUUUGUUUUCUGAGAAAAGAGAUUUGAAGACAUUAAUAACUUAAUUUCCCUCUUUUCCUCCAUAGGAACUUACUUUAAUAGUAAUAUUAACAACAUGAAUACUAAGACUAUUUGGGAAUUUAAAAAGCUACUAGUGAGAAACCAAAUGAUAGAUCGUAGAGCCUGAUGAUUCCAAACGAAGCCAUCAACUGCAUUUUCCUUCUACUUCUGGUGCUACAGCUCCAAGAGCCCUUCACCUCGUCUGUGAAAUGCAACUUUGGCUUUCUCAAUGGAAGGAUAUGUGGAAGGUUUCAUUUUGUUCUAGAAAGGGAAAAAAAAAAAAGCCUCCC
Molecule: messenger RNA, 6433 nt
Organism: Eubalaena glacialis (North Atlantic right whale)
Lineage: Eukaryota; Metazoa; Chordata; Mammalia; Artiodactyla; Balaenidae
Product: KIAA1549 ortholog
Exons: 20
Coding region: 73-5691 (1872 amino acids)
Source: RefSeq, a predicted model, not a curated record